GUUAUUCCGAAAACGUGCACUCUAAGCUCAAUCACAUUUCUUCCUAUCUACACACAUACAUACAUAUAUAUGCAACCUUAAUCCAUCUACGUAACAUAAUUAUUUCAUUUCAUUCCCAAAAUUCAACCAAAAAAAUAAAUAUCAACUUCAAAUCCUUUGUUAAAUCAUUGAUUAUACAAUGAAUGACAAAUCUUCACCAAGAGAGAGCCAAGGCAGCGUUCAUCUCCAGAUUUUCGAGCUCAACACCGCAAGCAGCCUCGAGCCCCAAGGCGGCGGCACCGCCGCCGCCGACUCGGCUCGGGCGCCGGAGAAGCAGCUGACCCUCUUCGCCCUCCGCCUCGCCGUGCUCGAGAAAACGGCCUCGGGCAUCGGCACGCUGGGCUUCAUCUGGGCCACCGUGGUCCUCCUCGGCGGCUUCGCCAUCACCCUCGACAAGACGGACUUCUGGUUCAUCACCAUCAUCCUCCUCAUCGAGGGCACCCGCAUCUUCAGCCGCAGCCACGAGCUCGAGCUCCAGCACCAGGCCACCUGGUCCCUCACCGAGGCCGGCAUCACCAUCAGGUCCGGCUCCAACCUCCUCAUCAACACCGUGAGGUCCGCCUUCACCAGAUCAGUAGGUAUCACCGUGCAUCGCACAAGGGAACCAGCACUCAGCCGCCCCAUCACGCGGACGUGGACGAGCUCGGAGGUGCCGCUGCUCUCCUACGGGAGGUGGAUGUUCAUAUCGAGGAACGUCAGCAGAGUGCUCCACUGGCUGCAGCUCGCCUCCGCCGUGUCGUGCGUGGCGCUGUCGAUGAUCAAGCUCGUCCACCGCGACUUCGGCGAGAUGGAGAAGGACAAUGCCGAUAAGAGGAAUCGGGAAUCGGCGUUGAUCAUUUUCUACUCUCUCGCGCUAGCUGAAGCUCUGCUUUUCCUCCUCGAGAAGGCUUAUUGGGAGUGGAAGCUCAGCUUCGAUUCUCUGCUGGAAUCUGUGAAUAAAGAGUGUGAGUUGGGAGAUUCCGGUUUGAUCUCAAUCCGUAGAUUCUUCUACGACGCGUAUUCGAAAUGCGUAAACGGCAGCGUUUUCGACGGAUUGAAGAUGGACAUGGUUUCCUUCGCUAUGGAGCUUCUCAGCUCCAAUUCCCCCGAUGAGCAGCUCAUCGGGGCGAGGAUCUUGAGAAGAUUCGCGACGAGCUCGCGAUUCUCUCAAGAUACUCUGCAGAAGAUCGGGAUCAAUCUGGGGGUGGUGGAGAGGCUCGUGGAGAUGUUGAACUGGAAGGAUAUAGAAGAGGAGGAAAUUAGGUAUUCCGCCGCGGAGAUUCUGUCCAAUUUAGCUAGCAAGAGGCACAACUCGCUGCGAAUCGCCGGGAUCGCCGGCGCGCUCGAGUCGAUCUCCAGCUUGCUGCGUCGCAGCCGCGGACACGGUGGCGUGAGCGAUCAGAUAUCGGAGAAGAGAGCCAUGCUGAUGAGGCGGAAGUGGUCGUUCAACAAUUUAGGGCUGGAGAUUUUGAAAAAGCUAGCUCGCGAUCACGACAUCUGCGGCAAAAUCGGGAACACGAAGGGGCUGCUGGCGAAGAUCGUGGAGUUCCUCCACGCCGACGAGGAGCUGCUGAGGGGGCCGGCGUCGGAGAUCGUGACGGUGAAGCGGUCGCUACAGGUGGUGAAGAUGCUGGCGGCGGCGGGGAGGGAGCUGAGGAGGGAGAUCUCGGAGAUGGUGCUGACGAUCGGGUAUAUAAGAGAUGUGUUGAGGUAUGGAGAUCGGCAUCCGGAGCUGCAGAUUUUGGGGAUUGAGAUACUGACGAGCUUGGCGGUGGAGGAGGAUGCGACGGAGAGGAUUGGGGGCACGGGAGGGGUGGUGAGGGAGCUGUUUAAUAUCUUUUUCAAGGAGGGGGCGGCGGCGGAGGAGCUUCGCGGUGCGGCUGGGGAGGCCAUAGCGAUGCUGGCGUUGGAGAGUGAGAACACGUGCAGAGGGAUGCUGAAGCUGAGGAUGAAGGAGCGGCUGAUCGCGGCGGUGGAGUCGCCGCUGCUUCGGGUGAAUGCGGCGAGGAUUUUGAGGAAUCUGUGUGCUUACAGUGGGAAUGACUGCUUUCACCACCUAAAAGAACUAACCGCCGCUGCACCAACUAUUCUUGAAGCCAUAAUGAGAGAGGAGGGGAAGCUGCAGGAGGUGAUGAUGGGGGCAGCGUCGUGCAUGUUCAAGUUGAUGGAUAAGGAAGAAUCAAGAAGCAUGUUCGAGAGAGUUGGGGUUAGGGAGCGUGAGCUCGCGAAUCGAGUGGUGUGGACGCUCGACAGGUACGAGCAGCCAUGCAUAAAGGUCCCCAGCAUGCGAAGGUACGCCAUAGAGCUGGCGAUGUGGAUGAUGAGAGAGGAGAGGGGGAGUGCGAGGGUUUUCCGAGGCCUCGGGAUGGCGAGGAGGCUGGAGUCGGUGACGGAGACGACGUCGGAGCUCGAGAGCUUCAACAUCUUCUGUGGGACGGUUGGGCUCUGCAGGCAUAAACUCACCAUGCAUGCGCUCGUUGAAGCAGCCAUGAAGCAGUUGGAGGAAGGCUGUUGUGAUCAUGAUUAAUUCUCAACAAAUAAUUAAUCACCAUUCUUUGAUUUUUUGGUGUAUAUAUUUAUUUAUGUAUUUAUGGCAAUUUAUCAGAGCUAGGUUUAAUUGUUGAUGUGAAUCCGGGAUGAGAUCCAGUGCCUCAACUCGAAAUAUUUAUUUAUUUAUUUAUGGCAAUUUAUCAGAGCUAGAUUUCUUGGAAA
Molecule: messenger RNA, 2730 nt
Organism: Salvia miltiorrhiza (redroot sage)
Lineage: Eukaryota; Viridiplantae; Streptophyta; Magnoliopsida; Lamiales; Lamiaceae
Exons: 2
Coding region: 179-2545 (788 amino acids)
Molecular function (GO): protein binding
Source: RefSeq, a predicted model, not a curated record